AUGGCUUUCGCAUUACUCUUCACCACACUAUUAGCCUGUCUCUGCAUAAAACGACUCCUCUCUUACCUCCACUCUACCAACCACCUCCGAAAAUACCCCUCCUUAACCCCCCUCUCCGGCCUAACCAGCCUCUCCUACCUGUAUUACCGCUCCCACCCCUUCCGAACCAGACAUCUCUACCUCAAGCACAAAAAACACCCCAUCAUCCGCCUCGGCCCAAAGAACCUCUCCUUUGCCUCCGUGCAAGCCAUAAAAGAUAUCUACGGCCAUGGAACACCCUGCCGCAAGGAUGAUGUGUAUCACUUGACUAUGGGCAGUCAUGCGAAUGUUCUGAAUGUCGUGGAUCCGAGGGAGCAUGCGCGCAAGCGGAGGAUGUUGGCGCAUGCUUUUGCGGCGAGGAAUCUUGAGGGGUGGGAGGGGAAGAUUGGGGAGAAGGUUGGAAGGUUGGUUAUGCAGUUGGAUCGACGAUGUACGUGUUGUUUGGGGCAGGGUGGGUUGGUUGAGAUGGAGGAUGUUACUGUUGACUUUAGAUUGUGGGCUAAUCUUUUUACUGUCGAUACUAUUGUUGACUUGGCGUUGAGUGAGAAGCUUGGUAUGCUUGAUUCGGGGAGAGAUAUGGUUGCGAUUGAGGGGGUUGAUGGGGCCAAGUACAUUGAUAGCUUGCACUGUGGAGGCAGGUUUGUCUCUACAUUUGUGGGCGCAACGGACUGGUUUCGUUUCUUGAAGACUGCUUCGAUCUGGCUUUCGCCAUAUCUGCGCUCGCAAUGGGAGAGAGGCCAGAAUUUUGGCAGGAUUGUCUGUACCUUGGUUGAUAGACGUUUACGGAGACAGCAAUGUGGCGACCAACUGGAUGAUUUCUUCGACUGUUUGAUGACCGACAAAUCGGGUAAGGCGCGCUGUCUGGAAAGGGGAGAAAUCGAAGCUGAAACUGGUAUACUCUUGGAUGCCGGCUCUGACACCACUGCAAUUGCUUUGACACACAUCUUGUACUAUCUUAUCAAGAACCCGUGCUGCCUGACAAAACUUAAGAAGGAGGUGGCCAGUGCAAUAUCGGAAGGGACAAUCCCACCCUACGCAGGAGUGAAGAGCCUGCCCUAUCUCAAGGCAUGUAUUAAUGAAUCGCUGCGCCUCUCUCCGCCCGUUUCAAGAGGCGUCGAACGCAGAACGCCUUCUGGUGGCAUGCAGAUUGCAGGAGAGACCAUCCCCGGUGAUGUUGCCGUUUCCGUCCCGACAUACGUUGUCCAGCGUGACACGACGGUAUUCCCAGAACCAGAUGAGUAUCGACCAGAGAGAUGGCUUGAGGGCGGGGAAAAGGCUAAGCAAAUGCGGGAUGCGUUCAUCCCGUUUAGCACCGGCGCUCGUGGCUGUAUUGGACGCAAUUUAUCGAUGAUGGAGCAGCAGAUUGUGGUUGCGACGCUUGUUCACCGGUAUGACUUUGCAUUGCCGUCUGAUGAUUGGGAGUUGGAGUGGGAGGAGGCGUUUCUCUUAUGGCCGGCCAAGAUGCCAUUGAAGAUCUGGAGAAGAGAUGUCUCAGUAUGUUAG
Aspergillus chevalieri is the source of this 1542-nucleotide messenger RNA. Its product is annotated as cytochrome P450. Gene Ontology annotation, molecular function: heme binding; monooxygenase activity; oxidoreductase activity, acting on paired donors, with incorporation or reduction of molecular oxygen. Bases 1 to 1542 code for a protein of 513 amino acids. The record is from RefSeq and is a predicted model, not a curated record. Lineage: Eukaryota; Fungi; Ascomycota; Eurotiomycetes; Eurotiales; Aspergillaceae. The transcript has 2 exons.